AUGUAAAUAAAUCCUCUAAGUAGCAGGUUAUGGACCGGGUGGCUACGCCCUACUUGGGAUACUGCCUCAUCUCUAUUAGCAACAAAGGACAACCACACUGAAUUUGAUUACUCCUUUAACAAAUUAAUUUUGUGCUUCUUAGUCUGUUAUAUAAUAUAGCCCAACUUUUUAAAAUAGCUUUAUAUUUUCACACCUUUCUGUUAAGUUUUUCGAGGUUUUCUCUCGUUUAACUCCGGCGGUUUUUGUGUGUUAAAUUUAGAAAAGAAAGCGUGAUUUUAUGGAUACGGACCAAUGAAACAGCAACUGAACAAAUUUCAAACUUAUUGUUUAUAGAAGCUGGAGGUGUUACUUUUGAAAACAAGCUGCGAAAACCAAGUACUCAAGUUUUAUAGCGGGAUACAACGGAGAACAGAAUGUGGGACGUCUUUCAGUGGUCCAGGGAGGGGCGGAGGGAUCUGCGCCGAACAGCAACAUGCUUUAUCCCGGUGACGCAGUUGGUUGCUAGGUGUGAAUGAACUGAUGCUUUGUCUCAAUUAAGCGGCUCCUCAGUUUACAGGUCGACCACAACAAAGCAACAUCUCGUCUUUUUGCGUUGUCCCGGGUAUUCGGAGCUUAAGUAUGGCUCUUUAAUUUCAUCGAGCUGUUGCACCUGAAGAGAAGUCGUGCUUUGCUUUUGCAACGCACCCCCAAGUGCUCUACAAUUUUCCUGCAAGAAUGGAGUUUCAUUAUGCUCACCCUGCCCUGCUCUCUGUGGCCCAUCUGUCAGACCCUUCUUGUUCUCAGCAUAUGCUUGGACUUGGACUGAAUCAAAGCACCAACAGACAAAAUGAUGGCAACAUCAGCUCAUGUUUGGAAGAGUCUUCAUGUCUGCCCGGCAGACCCCCUCGCUCUCUCUCACCCACAGGCUAACCACAGCCAAUCACAGGGGUGCAAGGGGGAGGUGUCAGAGGAGAGUCAGCACUUAAUUGGUGAUGGUCUCUCUGACUGGAUGACGGAAGAAGUGGAUUUCUCUUCGUACCUCCCAAACCCUCCUUCCCCUCCCUCUUCCACCAAUGCCUCCCUUCCCCCUUCACCCCUUCAGAAUGAUAUCCAGGUGCCCUCCGACUUGGAGGUCAUGACCUCCCUGCUGCAAGAGGAACUUGCCCAACUAGAGGACUACUUCUUGUCUGAACCACUGCCAGAGAAAGGGCCGAGACUGGGAAAAUGCGACAGGGGUCCUCUGCCGGCGGGUCCUCAGCCUUUCAGUCAGCUGCCAUAUGCAUCAUACUCUACAUCGAACCAAUCAGAAACCAACCCACUUCUUGUUACCCUGGCAACCGGAGAACUGGACCUGCUGAGUAUCUGUGGCGGGCCCAUUGGGCGAUCCAAAAUUCCAAGACACGCCCCGUACAGCUGCAGUCGCCCCAGUGGGUGUGGUAGGAAAAGGGUUCUUGAUGGUGUGAGGUUUAGUGAAGGCUAUGACAAUAGUUUAUUGAGCUCCAAAGGAAGUAACUCAGGUAACUCAGCUGUCACCCUUACUGGUAAUUAUGGCUGUGUAGAGGAUGACCAGCUGGUAGGGAAAAGCUACUGUCUGAGCAGUGCAAUCGAGGUUAGAAGAUGUGCCAGUUUACCCAAAGAAGAGAAAAACUGCUGUUUCUCGCAAGAUAUCAUAAGCGGUGCAAAGGUUGUUGGUGGUGGAUUUGGUUUUGCUGGAUCACUGGAUGGUGCACAUAAGAAAGAAGAUGUGUUGAUGUACAGCAUGAGGGAGGUCAGCGGCGGUUCUGGUAACAAUGAAGUGCUGAGCAGUAUCAAAGCUAGUGUGGAGGUGACAAAAGCCAGUGUCUCUUGGAAAACUGAGAACAGCGAAGGUUGUUAUGAUCCAACAACACCACAGUCUGAGGCCUAUCAUAGCUUCUUAGGGAAUACCAAUGAACAGGUGAAAACAGAGAGUUUGCAAAUAGUUCAGCCUGAUUUACACUGUAGUUACCUUGAGGAUCAGGCCCCAGAGUGCUUUUUAAUGGCUAGGGAGAAUCUGAACCUGGAGUCUUCAGGGCAUAGACAAGCAUGCAGGCUGAAAGAAGACCACUGUGCUGUGAAGUACGAAGUGGACAUCAUUCCACAUGAAGGCGGGGAGCGAAAACAAAAGAAAAGAGAUCAGAACAAAACAGCUGCUCAUAGGUAUCGCCAGCGAAAAAGGGCGGAGCUAGACUCUUUGGAGGAACAACUGCAUUGCCUUGAGGGGAGGAACCGGGAGCUCCGAGACAAAGCAGAGUCUGUAGAACGUGAAAUCCAGUAUGUUAAAGACCUGCUGAUUGAAGUUUACAAGGCCCGCAGCCAAAGGCUGAAGCAGGACACAACAGCGUAACACUACACUCCUGCAAGUACGCUUAAAAUGACGUGGAAAGUGGAGCUCUUGGUGUCUUUUAAGUUUGUUAAACACUGAAUUUGUAAUUUCUUUUCAUGGCAAGGGGAAUAAUGCAUGCUUUGUUAAAGUGAAUUAUUUUCUACAUUUCUAACCAACACUGUCCGAUGCUUCCAUUGCUUUUCACACUCAAAUCACUUGAGCCUUCACUGUGGCAUUGCAAUGCUUUAACUGACAAUCAUUUUAAACAGAUCUUCCAUCUUGUGAAUCUACUGACUGAAGUAGGAUUAUUUCUGAGGAAGUAAUGUAAUUCAUUAAGCAGAUUCUAAGUUAAUAAUAGCCUUACAGUAAAAUUGAUGUCUGAAAUAGAACCUUAUGGUUACACCACUGUUUUGUUUAAUUCAGAAUUGCUGACAUUUGUGAGGAGUUGGACUAGUGAGAUAUGUUGUCAAUAUUUAAGUUUGAGGACUUCUGUCAAAUCAAAUACUUUUAUAUAAUAAUUUCCAGCCUUCCUUGAUUUUCCAAUAUUGCAUUUAGUAUGAAUAUUUGAAACAAUAGUUGCUGUUGAAAUAUACGCUUACUCAUACAACUGCAGCAGUUGCUGACAUGGAAAAACCCUCACCAAAACCAUUUCUUAUUUCAAUAUUGUUACAAUUUAAAAAAAAAUUAUUUAGACUCUGCAGCUCUGAAUAAAUUUACUAUAAAAUUUAUAUUAAUUUUACCCUGCUUUGUAAGAACAUUUUCUUUGUGUUGUGUUUAUAUUUUUUUCUGAUUUAUUUUUAAUUAUUACUAUAUCCCUUUUGUUCUAACAAAUCAUAUGAUGAUUUUCAGAAAUUGUUGGAAAAGAGUCCAAUUUAUCCUGUAAGCAAAAGACAACAAACUUAUCAUUUUUAAAUGAAACAGAGAUUGUAUCAUGUUGUGGCUGUACGGUUUUCUUCUCUUGCAUAUUGCAAUUUAUACAAUCAGUUUUGCAGCUCAGGAUACACAGUUUAUCCUCCUGCCUUACAAACAUCAGUGGAUCAUGGUGGCAGGAGAUAAAAGACUUGAAGCUCCUCUUCAGUUCAUCUUACACAAAGAUUUUGCAGGUUUUCUUGAUGAAAAAAAAAUUAUUUCCCAUACGUGCAAACAGUGUAAGUAGUGGUGUUUUAGAAGCCUCUCUCUGCAUGCUUUUGCAUAAAUGUACUUGCUCUCUCUCUCUCUCUUUCUUUCUCUCUCUGUGUCUGUCUGAAAUAGAAAAAAUUAGGGAUUCAGAAAAAAAGUGAGGUUUGUUUCUCUAGACUGCUUGUUAAGGCAAUAAGUUUUAUAGGCCUCUGGCUGAUCUGCACUAAUUUGUAACAACUUUUAUAGAUUCACGGAGUGGAGUGUGUUAAUUUGUUCUUUCUACAAAAAUAAUUGACAAAAAAAGAAAAGAAAAAAAAAAACUGAUUAUUUAUUUCUGAGUGUUAACUUUGAAGCAAAAGGAUUCUCUUGAGUUAUUUUGUCCUUCGUUUGUCGCUAAAUAACCACUGUAACUGUUAUACAUGUCCUUGACAAAGAUUAUUGAUUUUUAUUCGUGCAUUUAUUUUUAUGAGAAUCUUGAAUAUCCGCCGGUUAAUGUUCAUGUUCAUACAGUCUGUUUGCUUUUUGGCUUAAAGUCCAUGUCAGGUUGUUUGAGUCCCCUGCGUUGUACUAUCAAAAAACAUUUUUAAACCAAAAAUGUAAAUCACAUUAUAGCGCUGUGUAAUUUAAGGGUUAUAUAUUCAAAUAUAGCCUACACGUUUCUUUUGUGUGAUGUAAACUUGUUUCCCUUUACAAAGAAAUAAAUAAAGUGCGUCAUUAACCUG
Molecule: messenger RNA, 4164 nt
Organism: Melanotaenia boesemani (Boeseman's rainbowfish)
Lineage: Eukaryota; Metazoa; Chordata; Actinopteri; Atheriniformes; Melanotaeniidae
Gene: atf5a
Product: activating transcription factor 5a
Exons: 4
Coding region: 827-2344 (505 amino acids)
Biological process (GO): regulation of transcription by RNA polymerase II
Cellular component (GO): nucleus
Molecular function (GO): RNA polymerase II transcription regulatory region sequence-specific DNA binding; DNA-binding transcription activator activity, RNA polymerase II-specific
Source: RefSeq, a predicted model, not a curated record